CAUUGCCAUUGUCAAUAUUCUUAGCGACGACAAAAUAAAUAAAACAAAUCUGUCCAUUUAAAAAUUUCUAUAUAAACCCCCAAAACUACGCUUACUUACAACAAUUUCUAAAAUAUCUCAAAACCUCUGAAAAAAAAAAUUUUCUUUCGUUUCCUCAUUUAGAUUUAGUACUACUAUCAUGUCUGGCUAUCCUCAUCCUCCCGCCGGUUACGGCUACGGUGGGCCACCACCGCCUCAGCAACCACAGCCAUACGGAGCCUCACAACCCUACGGUGCACCAGCUCAGCCAUACAGUGGACCGUCAGCUCCGUACGCCGCACCUUACGCACAUCCACCUGCAGGCGAUCACAACAAACCACCAAAGGAGAAACCUCAAUCUUCCAGCGGAUACGGCGGCGGAUAUCCACCGUCAUCGUACGGAAGUCCGUUUGCGUCGCUGGUGCCGUCGGCUUUUCCUCCGGGAACAGAUCCUAGCGUGGUGGCGUGUUUUCAAAUGGCGGAUCAGGAUGGGAGUGGGUUUAUUGAUGAUAAAGAGUUGCAGAGAGCACUCUCUAGCUAUAAUCAGAGCUUUAGUUUGAGAACUGUUCAUCUUCUUAUGUACCUUUUCACCAACUCCAACACAAGAAAGAUUGGACCAAAGGAAUUUACUCAAGUGUUUUACAGUCUUCAGAAUUGGAGGUCGAUUUUCGAGAGAUUUGAUAGGGACAGGAGUGGCAAAAUUGACUCAAAUGAGCUGAGAGAGGCACUCUAUAGUUUAGGAUUUGCUGUCUCACCAGUUGUUUUGGAUUUGCUCGUCUCCAAGUUUGAUAAAACUGGUGGCAAAAGCAAAGCCAUUGAAUAUGACAAUUUCAUCGAGUGCUGUCUAACUGUGAAGGGUCUGACUGAAAAAUUCAAAGAGAAGGACACUUCAUACUCUGGUUCAGCCACUUUCACUUAUGAAGCUUUCAUGCUAACUGUUCUGCCAUUCCUCAUAGCGUAGAGUUAAGGGUUGCAAGUUCUUGAAGAUUUUCUGGAUUGUGGGUUUGGAAGCUUUUUCUGGGUUUUAUUUAUUUUCUUUUAGUUAGACUUUGAUCUCUGCCCUUGUUUAUUAAAAAUAAACACGUGCUUAGUUUUUAUUGUAAUCUUCAAAGAGUUUAUUGAAUGUUAGUAUGCAGGUUAUUUUCAAUGUUGUAAAUUAAUUUGCAUUUGACUUCUGAAUUGUAACCAUUGUCAUUCAUACACUAUUAUAAUGGUGCUGAAUUCCGGACGGAUCA
This is a messenger RNA of Ricinus communis (castor bean), 1253 nucleotides long. RefSeq names its product probable calcium-binding protein CML49. The transcript is spliced from 5 exons. The record is from RefSeq and is a predicted model, not a curated record. Gene Ontology annotation, molecular function: calcium ion binding. NCBI's taxonomy places the organism in Eukaryota, Viridiplantae, Streptophyta, Magnoliopsida, Malpighiales, Euphorbiaceae. Bases 179 to 979 code for a protein of 266 amino acids.